Molecule: messenger RNA, 1692 nt
Organism: Camellia sinensis
Lineage: Eukaryota; Viridiplantae; Streptophyta; Magnoliopsida; Ericales; Theaceae
Source: RefSeq, a predicted model, not a curated record
UUUCCUUUAUCUUUCUUCUUUACUAUCACUAAAAUCUCUAAUUCUUUCCUUGGGCUUGCCUCCAUUUAUACCAAAUCAAACUUCUUCUCUUUCACUUCUGUGCUCUCUCAUCACCUAAAGAACCAAAAUUUAGACGAAGCUCGUUUUAUUUUCGAUAAAAUCCCUCUCCCCAGUGUUCAUUUAUGCACUAAGAUGAUCGCGGGUUACGCUGAAAACUGUAGACUCGAUGAUGCCUUGAAACUGUUCUACAAAAUGCCUGUUAGAGACACAGUUUGUUGGAAUUCAAUGCUUAAAGGGUGUUUGAGUUGUGGGAGUUUGAAUAUGUCCAGGAAACUUUUUGAUGAAAUGCCUGAAAGAAAUGUGGUUUCUUGGACAACCAUGAUUAAUGGGUACUUGCAGUUUGGGAGAAUUGAAGUGGCUGAGUGCUUGUUUCGUGAGAUGCCUAUGAGAGAUAUAGCGGCUUGGAAUUCGAUGAUUUAUGGGUAUUUUUGUAAUGGCAGAGUUGAUGAUGCUAUGAAGUUGUUUGAGGGAAUGCCUUGUCGGAAUGUGAUUUCGUGGACUUCAAUGAUUAGUGGUCUUGAUCAGCAUGGGAAGACCAAUGAAGCUUUGUUUCUCUUUCAACAGAUGGUGGUUUCUGGUGUUGAACCCACUUCAAGUACGUUUUCUACUGUAAUAACAGCUUGUGCAAAUGUGCCCCAUUUACAACUAGGUGUUCAGGUUCAUGCCCUUGUUGUCAUGCUAGGUUACUCUUUUGAUGCAUUUGUUACUGCUUCUCUAGUCACGUUUUAUGCAAACUGUAAGCAAAUUGAUAAUUGUUGCAAGGUAUUUAAUGAAAAGUUACACAUAAAUGUGGUUGUAUGGACUGCUCUUUUGACUGGCUAUGGUUUGAAUCGUAAGCACGAAGAUGCAUUGAAGGUUUUCAGUGACAUGAUAAAAUUGGGUAUCCUUCCGAAUCAAUCUUCUUUUACUAGUGCCUUGAAUUCAUGCUGUGAACUGGAGGCUCUUGAUAGAGGUGUUGGAAAUGAUAGGGGUUUGGGAUGGUGUGGAGGAGGCUUUGGGCCGUUCGUUAUCCAGGGCGGUUCAGAAAGGUUUGUUGACAGGUUUCAAGGUGGGAUGGCGCAGAAUACUAGCUUGGUGGUGUUUCAUUUGUUUUAUGCAGAUGAUGCCCUUAUUUUUUGUGGAGCGGAGGAGGCUCAGAUUGGUUAUUUGAGGUGUGUUUUUUUAUGCUUUGAGACGGUUUCGCAUGAAUUUGGGGAGAUCCGAGAUGAUUCCGGCGAAAGGGGUAUAGGAUGGGAUGGUGGGCAAGGUGCAGCGUCGUCUAGCCGGCUGGAAGCUCCAAUACCUUUCGAAAGGAGGCGGUUAAAGAAGUUACAGAGGGAUUUCUUAUGGGGUGGUGGUUAUGAGUCUUUUUAUUACCAUUUGGUCGCAUGGGAUCAAAUUUGUUCUCCUAAAAUGAUGGGGGAUUUGGAGAUUCGGAGUUUGAUUUCGUUCAAUUUGGCCCUUCUGGGAUGCGGAAACGGUGGAUCACUUGCUGAUUUGCUGUCCAGUUGCGUCACGUCUUUGGAUGCUAUCUUCAGUUUGGCUUGGGCUCAAUCCAGGACAAUGUGGGCGGUGUUACUAAGUUGGGCUGGGGGAAGGGUUAGGAAGCGCCGUCAGAAGGCUUGUAUUGUGGCUCAUUUGGUUGGGGCGUAA